This is a messenger RNA of Rhopalosiphum padi (bird cherry-oat aphid), 3720 nucleotides long. It is a transcript of the gene CalpA, whose product is annotated as calpain-A. Gene Ontology annotation, molecular function: calcium-dependent cysteine-type endopeptidase activity; calcium ion binding. Bases 292 to 2712 code for a protein of 806 amino acids. Lineage: Eukaryota; Metazoa; Arthropoda; Insecta; Hemiptera; Aphididae. Gene Ontology annotation, cellular component: cytoplasm. The record is from RefSeq and is a predicted model, not a curated record. The transcript is spliced from 17 exons. Gene Ontology annotation, biological process: proteolysis.
CGUUCAGUCCGCCGCGUACACGCGCCGCCGUCGCGACAACAGCAACAUUUAACGCGAUUUCGAGAAUUUAAUCCAAAAUCAUUGUUUUCCAUAGUACUUUACGGAGUGCGAGCACGCGCGUUUACCGCUGAGGCCCGAGUGUCCGAGUUCGCGUGAAGUAUUGUACCGUUUUCGACGUUUCAACCUGUUGCUGUACGGUUCCCGUGCCCACGAAUAUAAUAUAUUAUUAUAGUACAUUAAUACAUUAUAAUAUACCGACGAUAUUGUUUAUAAGCACACCGGUGCCGCGCCAUGCCCGCUUACCCCGUACAACACGUGCCGAUCGUCAAGUCCAAGAGACCCGAAAACUCGGGGUUUUACAAUGACUUCCGUCCGCCGUCUCUCUACUCCGUUUUGUACCCCUCGCCAAAUUCUUUCGGUAUGUUCAAACCGCACGGGUUAUACAAACCUCUGGAUAGACUAAUGAGAUACGAAGGAACCGGAGAUGGUGUACCUAGAUACCACCCAAGUUUAUCUAUUUUCAAGAUUGGUGAACGGGGUUCUGGUUUUCGACCGAGAGCCGGAGAUGUCCAGGACUUUGAAGUACUUCGUGACCAAUGUUUACAACGUGGAGCACUUUUCGAAGAUCCGGAUUUUGAUACAGUCGACUCUUCGAUAUUUUAUAGCAAAUCGCCAGAUAAACGGUUUGAAUGGCGAAGACCAAGCGAUAUCGCGAGUAAUCCUCAAUUAUUUAUUGAAGGCGCUUCAAGAUUCGAUGUACAGCAAGGAGAAUUGGGUGAUUGCUGGUUGUUAGCUGCCGUAGCCAAUUUGACUUUGAACGAAAAACUCUUUUAUCAAGUAGUGCCAAAUGAUCAAGGAUUUGAUAAUAAAUACGCCGGUAUAUUUCACUUUAGAUUUUGGCAGUACGGCAGAUGGGUUGACGUGGUUGUUGACGAUCGUUUACCGACUUAUCAUGGAAAAUUAAUAUUUCUUCAUUCGGCGACCGAAAAUGAAUUCUGGAGUGCUCUAUUGGAGAAAGCCUAUGCCAAAAUCCACGGAUCAUACGAAGCAUUAAAAGGAGGUAGUACGUGUGAGGCUAUGGAGGAUUUCACUGGUGGUGUAUCAGAAAUGUAUGAAUUAAGUGAAGUUCCAGCAAAUUUAUUCACAAUCAUGCUGAAAGCUUUUCAACGACAAUCACUUAUGGGAUGUUCUAUUGAGGCUGACCCAAGCGUUACUGAGAUGGAAACACCACAAGGAUUGGUUAAAGGUCAUGCGUACAGUAUAACCAGGGUAACAUAUGUAGACAUUACAACUCCAAAUACAACUGGUAAAAUACCUCUACUUAGACUUCGAAAUCCAUGGGGUAACGAAGCAGAAUGGAAUGGUCCGUGGAGUGAUAAAUCAGCUGAGUGGAGGUUUAUAUCUGAGUCUGACAAACAAUCAUUAGGUUUGAUAUUUGAUGCUGAUGGUGAGUUUUGGAUGUCAUAUAAAGAUUUUGUCAAAUAUUUCUCUCGGUUGGAAAUUUGCAAUUUAAAUCCCGAUCUGCUAACCAAAGAACAACUUGGUACAGACCACAACAAAAGAUGGGAAAUGAGUGUAUUUGAAGGCGAAUGGGUCCGAGGUGCUACUGCUGGUGGAUGUCGUAAUUUCCUAGAAACAUUUGCAAGUAAUCCACAGUAUCGUAUCACAUUAGAAGAUCCUGAUGACGAGGACGAUGAGCGCAAAUGUACAGUAAUUAUUGCUUUGAUGCAAAAAAAUAGACGUGCUCAACGAAAGAUAGGCGCUGAAUGUUUAACAAUUGGAUUUGCUGUAUAUCAGCUCAUCAACCCAGACUCUUUGCCGAAACCACUCGAUACAAAUUUCUUUAAGUAUAAUGCGUCUACAGCAAGAAGUCCCACUUUUAUUAACUUACGAGAAAUCAGUAGUCGAUUCAGUCUACCGCCGGGUACAUAUUGUAUUGUGCCUUCUACAUUCGACCCGAAUGAACAAGGUGAAUUUUUACUUCGAGUAUUCUCAGAACAUGAAAAUAACAUGGCGGAGCUUGAUGAUGAAGUAGGAAUGGGCGAAAUCGAUGUGAAGAUUAAAGAACAGGAGCCUGAGCCAGAUAAAGUUGAUAAGGCUAAUGAGAAAAUUAAAGAAUUCUUCCUUAAAUUGGCUGGUGUUGACCAAGAAGUUGAUUGGAUGGAACUUAAAGAUAUUUUGGAUUAUGCUAUGAGAAAUGAUGUGGCAAGUAAUACAAAUGCUGAAGAUAAUAUCCUUAUCAGUUUACUUCAGACAUUCUGUGAGUCUUUCUGUCAGGGAUCGCCUUUAGCAUCUACAUUCAAAAUGGAAAAAGCUGGAUUUUCUAAAGAUGUAUGCCGUAGCAUGAUUGCUAUGAUGGAUUGGGAUCGAUCAGGUAAACUUGGUUUUGAAGAAUUCAAAAGUCUGUGGAUUGAUAUCAGGCAGUGGAAGACUGUCUUUAAAAUGUACGAUAAAGAGAGCAAGGGUUACAUAAAUGGAUUUGAACUAAGACAAGCAUUGAAUUCAGUUGGUUACCAUCUGAAUACACACAUUCUUAAUAUUAUGUGUCAUCGGUAUGCAACAAAAGAUGGAAAUAUAAUGUUUGACGAUUUUAUUAUGUGCGCUGUAAGACUUAAAACCAUGAUAGAUAUGUUCAAAGAACGCGAUCCUGACAACAAAAAUGUUGCCUCAUUUACAAUGGAAGAAUGGGUGGAAAAGACAUUGUAUUCAUAGAUUUAAGUGUCAUUAAGUAUUAUUUUUUUUUUUAUGAUUAUGAUUUUUUUUUUUAAAUGGUUUUUUAUUUUGGAAAUGGGUUAUUCAAUUUGCAUAUAAUGUUAACUUUUUAUAUAUAUCCUAUAUAUAUAUUACAGCAUAUUAUGCAUAAAUACAUAACCAUGACUACUUAGGAGCUAUUUAAAAAACUGUUUUGAAAUUUUCUCAGUUCAAAAUAUAUUCAUAUGCAGCUUCUCUUAAAAUAUAUAUUUUGAGGUCUGUUCUUAUUGGUGCUUCCUAAACUAUGAUAUUUAUUUAUUAAGAUAUAAGAUUAUCGACCUGUUUAUUUAAAUUAAUUAACAGGGUCAACCUGGAAAUUACUUAUAUUUCCAUUUAUCAUAAGUACAAACAUAUUUUAACAAUGUUAAUUAUUUUUAUUAAGAUUUAUUGCAAAAAAUAAAAUACAAUAAAAACAGUUCAGAUUUAUAAAUUAUUAUAUUUUGUCUAUUGAUUGAUAAUUGUAAAUUUAUUAGCUUAUGAAGCUUUGUUAGUCUUAUGGUAGUUACUUUUAAUAGCUUUCUAACAUUGAGAGAAAAUAUAUUCAAUUAAUAUUUUUAUUUAUUGUCAAUGCCACAUGAUUAUAACAGUUAAUUUAAUUAAAAUUGUUUAACUCAACUUCUAAGAGUUAUAUCCUAAUAAACAAAAUUGUUUUUCUGUUUCAUAAUAUUACAUAUAUUAUUAUAAGUAUUUAGGUUUAAAUAAUUAUUUUAUCUAAAUGUUGUUUAACAUCUAGUUAUUAAUUAAUAAAAAAUAAUCUUUUUAUAAACUAACAUUUAAUUUUUUUACAUUUUUAAAUUUAUAAAAUACUAUUUUUUUUAUUUUUUUUUCAGAUAUACUUAAUAUAUAUUUUAUUGGAAGCAAUAGAUAUUUUUAAAUUUUGUAAUAACAAGUUUUGAGUUGUAUUAUUGCAUGCUUAUAAUAUAUUUUUUUUAUUAUUAUUAAAUUGUUAUAAAAUAUUUUAAUCAUUAA